Messenger RNA from Odocoileus virginianus texanus, 1831 nucleotides. The record is from RefSeq and is a predicted model, not a curated record. NCBI's taxonomy places the organism in Eukaryota, Metazoa, Chordata, Mammalia, Artiodactyla, Cervidae.
AGUAUAUGGUAAAUUUGCAAAUUCAAGUGAAAACUAUUUUGCAGCCUGAGUAACAUACUGUAAUUCAGAAAUUUGCAAGGACAGCUCUUUCCUCACACCAAAACAAUUGCUUAUUCAAUGCUGGCAUUUUUUGGCCUUUUUUCUCUUAAUUACUUAAUGGUUCUUAUUUAUGAAGCUAAAUAUAUUUUUAGAGAUAAUGAAGACAUGGUUGUAUUAAGGUUAAAAAACAUUCCAGCAUUAUAUGGAGAAAGUUGAUAAACUCAUAAGAAAAAUAGAUCUUUAUUAAGAUGAUUUUCUAGCAGGACUAUCUGCUUUUCUGAAUCUCUCAGGAGAAAUAAUAGGCUAUUGUCAAGGCUAUUGUUAACCUAUUUUGCGACAGAGCAUGUGAAAAUAUUACAUGAAGGACAUGGAUAAAGUGUUUUAUCUGAUCUGAUAUUUUUCCCCUCAUAUUUUUUAAGGAUCUUACAUAUCAAAAGUCUAUAUUCUAUAUUAUCUAGCGAAAUUUUAGGUCAAUUAUGUAUUGCCUAUUUAAGAAGAAAACCUUAACUGCCCUUAGAAUUUGUAUUUCCAUAGUAUGGAAGAUUUUUAUCCAAAUAAAAAUCAUGGUCCUGACUCUGGAAUUGGAAGUGAUAAUGGAGAGAAACGAUUGUCUACAACAGAACCAUCAGAUGACGACACAAUUAGCCUUCAUUCUCAAGUGUCAGAAUCAAAUAGAGAGCAGACAUCCAGAAAUGACAGUCACUCAGUAGGAAGUAAACCUGAUUCUCAAAAAGACCAGGAGGUGUAUGAUUUUACUGACGCCAACACAGAUGAUGUAGUAGUUCCUGAACGAGGAGAUGCACAUAUUGGAUCAUUUGUUGCUUUCCUUAAGGGAAAAGAGAAAGGUCCUGAAAAAUCUCAGAAAAAUGAAGAAUUGGGAGAUGAAAAAAGACUUGGGAAAGAACAAUUACUUGCUGAGGAAGAGGAUGAUGGUUUGAAGGAAGUAACUGAUUUGAGGAAAAUAGCUGUUCAGUUAUUGCAGCAAGAGCAGAAGAACAGACGGAGGCCUUUAUGUUAUAGAGCAUCAUUCAGUGAAAAAUUCUUCCAGAGGACCAGAGCAGCAGGACGUGCAUCAAGGAUUCUUAAUCAUUCAACUUAUGUCAUAAGAAACAAGCCAAAACAAACUAUGGAAUGCGAAAAGAGUGUCUCAGCAGAUGAAGUUAAUUCACCCUUAUCACCCCUCAUAUGGCAGACCUUAGAAAAUCAAAAGGAUCAAACAGAUGAGCAGCAAUGGCCAGAAUCUCACCCUAUAAUCUGGCAGAGUGAAGAAAGGAGGCGGAGCAAACAAAUUAGAAAAGAAUAUUUCAAGUAUAAAUCAUCAAGGAAGAGUUCAAGUGGCAAUGAAAACAAUGAGCAAGGCAGUGAUAAUGCUAAUAUGUCACCACAAUCGCCAGUAUCAUCUGAGGAGUAUGAUAGAACUGAUGUUUUUUCACAUGGUCCCUUUGGCUUGAAGCCUAGAUCAGCUUUCAGCCGCUCAUCUCGCCAGGAAUAUGGGGCAGCAGAUCCAGGUUUUACAAUGAGAAGAAAGAUGGAACAUCUACGGGAAGAGCGAGAGCAAAUACGACAGCUUCGCAAUAAUCUUGAAUCCAGGUUAAAAGUAAUUUUGCCUGAUGACAUAGGAGCUGCACUGAUGGAUGGGGUUGUUCUUUGCCAUUUAGCCAAUCAUAUAAGGCCACGCUCUGUAGCUAGUAUUCAUGUGCCAUCACCAGCAGUGCCUAAACUUAGCAUGGCGAAAUGUCGAAGAAAUGUAGAAAAUUUUCUCGAUGCUUGUAAAAAGUUGGGUGUCUCACAG